This is a messenger RNA of Diaporthe batatas, 873 nucleotides long. RefSeq lists its product as uncharacterized. Gene Ontology annotation, biological process: DNA repair. Lineage: Eukaryota; Fungi; Ascomycota; Sordariomycetes; Diaporthales; Diaporthaceae. Gene Ontology annotation, molecular function: methylated-DNA-[protein]-cysteine S-methyltransferase activity. The coding region runs from base 1 to 873 and encodes 290 amino acids. The record is from RefSeq and is a predicted model, not a curated record. The transcript has a single exon.
AUGCCAUCACUCGAAGAUCUGCGUGAGCAAUGGCUUCAUCUCUACCGCACCCGGCUGCCGGGCCUGGCCAAGGCCAGAGAUACCGCACAGCCGAAAUGGCCUGUCCAGCUCGACCACUGUUUCGCGCGCAUCAUCCUUGACAACGCCGUCGGUAAGGAUCGACCAUGGAAUCAGGUUUUGAAGAGCCCAGCAUAUAAGCACAUGAGCAGGGAGCAGUUGGAAUCUGCCAUCGCUCUCGGGCACAAGCUGUCAACUGGUGAAGCAGACCUUGUGGCGCUAGAUGAGAGGAGCCUCGCACUGAGGUGCAAGAAGAGUAAAACCAAGACGGAGCCUGCAGCUGCUCCGAAAAGGGAAAAGACUGACUUGGACGACGAGAAUCCGCAGGGGCGCAAGAAACAGGCAACUACCGGCAAAGUCUCAUCUUAUUUCCAGCCAAGUACUGGAGUGAAGCCAAACAAAUUGGAAGACAGUAUCAGUGACAGCAAAGAGAAAAGUCGCACAUCAUCCGAGAUCAUAAACAAGAUCAACACGUCGUCCGAACUCACUCCCUUCCGGAAAGGCAUUCUGGCACUUCUCACUCAGGUCCCCCGCGGUCGCUACACAACCUACCAGGCACUGGCAGAUCACAUCUGCAGGACAUCGCACAAGUCGUCCGCCAGGGCAGUGGGAAACGCCAUGCGAAACAACACGUUCGCGCCCGUGGUGCCAUGCCACCGAGUCCUGGCGAGCGACGGGACGAUAGGGGGGUUUGGCGGCCAGUGGGGUGAGGGUGGACAGCACGCUUCCGCGAAGCGGAGGUUACUGAAAGAAGAAGGCAUCAUGUUUGACGGCAGCGGGAAAGCAGUCGGGGGUCCCUUUCGAGGGUUUCGGUAG